Messenger RNA from Neopsephotus bourkii (Bourke's parrot), 2394 nucleotides. RefSeq names its product putative homeodomain transcription factor 1 (gene PHTF1). Gene Ontology annotation, cellular component: endoplasmic reticulum. The transcript is spliced from 18 exons. The coding region runs from base 3 to 2309 and encodes 768 amino acids. The record is from RefSeq and is a predicted model, not a curated record. NCBI's taxonomy places the organism in Eukaryota, Metazoa, Chordata, Aves, Psittaciformes, Psittacidae.
CCAUGGCCGCUCCCGACAGGGAUGCCAUUUCCUGGUACCAGAAGAAGAUCGGGGCCUACGACCAGCAGAUAUGGGAGAAGUCCAUCGAGCACACCGAGAUGAAGGGCUUAAAAAGCAAGCCUAAGAAGAAGGGUCACAUUCAGCCUGAUCUGAUCGACGUGGAUUUAAUCAGAGGCUCUACGUUUGCUAAAGCCAAGCCUGAAAUUCCCUGGACAUCACUAACCCGGAAGGGAAUCGUGCGAGUUGUGUUUUUCCCAUUAUUCAGCCAGUGGUGGAUACAGGUCACUUCCCAGCGUAUUUUUAUGUGGCUCCUGGUGCUCUAUGUUAUGCAAGUCAUAGCAGUUGUGUUGUAUUUCAUGAUGCCUGUGGUGAACGCAAGUGAAGUCAUGGGACCGAUGUGCCUUAUGUUGCUGAUGGGAACUGUGCACUGUCAAAUAGUGUCUACCCAGAUCAAUAGACCUUCAGGAAGCAACGGGCUCAGCAGGCGGAGGAGGAAGUUACGCAAAUCUGGGGGUGUCGAUGGGAACAGUUGGUCUUCUCCUGACAAAACCAGGAAAGAAGAGCAGUCAGAGCCUGCGUCCAUUCUUAACAAUCUAGUUAGUGUGCUUUUCCAAAGGAGGAUUAGAAGAGUGAAGUUGGUAGCUGAGAAAGGGACUGAGACAGAGAAUAGUGUGAAUGGUGUGAAUAAUGGCAUUAAACACAGACCGGCCAGAUCUGAAUACAGGCUGCUGCACUUCAAAGAGAAAAAGAAGCUUUCUGAUGGGGAAAAGAGCCAUCAGGUACCUGCAGGAAAGAGCCAUUCAAAGUCACAGGUUUCAGUAUAUUCUGAUGACUGCACCAACAGAGGUGGAGUUUCUGAUGAGCUUUCGAGUGAGGAGGAGGCUGAAGCAAUGGCACAACGGCUCUUGGUACACCAGAAUCUAGAAGGGGCUUCCAGUGACAACAGCUGUGAGGAGAAGAAAGAGAGGCCUCUUGUUUCUCUGAACCAGGCUGUCUCACAGGUCAAGGAAGCCCUGAAAAAUACCAGAGACUCUGAUAGCGUCAUGGAAUCUGAACUAGAAUCCACAUUAUACGGUCAGGAUCUGAGGUCCUGCAUUAACAUGGGAUCCCGGGGCUGUAGCGUGAUCCGCAGAGACUCCGAAAGCACUCGCCAUGACUCGGAGACAGAAGACAUGCUCUGGGAUGAUCUGCUCCACGGGCCCGAGUGCCGCUCGUCCUGCACCAGCGACAGCGAGGAGAUCACUGUGAGGGAUUCCCGGCGGGAUGCCAAGGAGGAUGUUUUCCAGCAGAAGCAUUUGUUUUGGCUGCAGAAUACAAGUCCAGCAUCUGCAAAAGUGAGCGCGCUGAUCUGGGAAGGGAAUGACUGCAAGAAGGUGGACAUGUCUGUGCUGGAGAUCAGUGGGAUUAUCAUGAGCAGGGUUAAUGCUUACCAGCAAGGAGUGGGCUAUCAAAUGCUGGGGAACAUCCUCACCAUCGGCCUAGCGUUCCUACCGUUCCUCUACAGACUCUUCCGCGCAGACAACCUGGAGCAGCUCUGCUCCAUUUCUCUAAAGGAGCUUCUGCACAUCUUCUGCGGGGCACCCGCAAGCACUCCCGUCCUUGUUUUGUCUGCAAUCAACUUCCUGGAGAGACUUUGCUUGACGUGGAUGUUCUUCUUCAUGAUGUGUGUUGCUGAGCGAACAUACAAGCAGAGGUUUUUGUUUGCCAAGCUUUUUAGUCACAUCACAUCUGCUCGGAAAGCCAGGAAAUACGAAAUCCCUCACUUCAGACUCAAGAAGGUAGAAAACAUUAAGAUCUGGUUAUCCCUUCGGUCCUACCUAAAGAGGCGAGGCCCCCAGCGCUCUGUGGAUGUUGUUGUGUCCUCAAUCUUUUUACUGGCUCUCUCAAUCGCUUUUAUAUGCUGCGCCCAGGUUCUUAAGGGCCACAAAACAUUUCUGAAUGCAGCUUACAACUGGGAGUUCCUCAUCUGGGAGGCAGCACUUCUGCUCUUUUUACUGCGCCUGGCAUCUUUGGGCUCUGAAACCAAUAAGAAAUACAGCAACAUUUCCAUCUUGCUCACAGAGCAGAUAAACUUAUUCCUAAAGAUGGAGAAGAAGCCAAACAAGAAAGAGCAGCUGUCUCUGGUAAACAACGUUUUGAAGCUAUCCACAAAGCUACUGAAGGAGCUGGAUACUCCAUUCAGGCUCUAUGGGCUGACCAUGAACCCAUUAAUUUACAACAUAACCCGGGUUGUAAUACUCUCUGCUGUCUCAGGUGUUAUAAGUGAUCUUCUAGGAUUCAACAUCAGAUUAUGGAAAAUUAAACCAUGAAGUGACCGGACAUCAGCACCUGACAGCCCCACCAGAGAAGAGAGGCAAGAGCCUGGGUGAAUGCAGAGGUGUUCUCCAGCUGCAG